GCAAAAAACCCGGGCAAACAGCCUACAUAAAUAUAUAGGCAUAGAUGUUAACCUAUUAUUCGCUCGAAUUUAGAAUCCUAAUCUGAAUCUUUCCCUCCCUCAACCACUAUACUCCUCUGUUCAAACAUCAUCACCGCUUCAGACACAUUCAUGACAAUGCAUGAUAACCGGAAAAAAAUCGAGUUGGAGGAAGCCCGCAAGGCAGGGCAUGUUCCUGCUGAAGUAGAUGAAAAUGGCAAAGAAAUCAACCCCCAUAUUCCCCACUGUAUAGCAAUUGUACCUUGGUAUAUUAAUACUCAUAAUACACCCAGUUUAAGUCAUCAAAAGAAAAGGAAAUCAGUCUCCAAUCACACUAAAUGUGAUGAUAGAGGUUGCAAGACUUCCCAGACAGACAAGAAUAGGAAAAAUGCCUGCCAAAAUUGUGGAGCUAUGACACAUGAUGCUAAGUCAUGUUUGGAAAGACCACGGAAGGUUGGAGCAAAAAGGGCAAGCGGUGAUGUUGGGACAAGCAGUGAUAUUGGGACAAGCAGUGAUAUUGCCUCCGAUAAAAAGAGAGAAACCUCUGAGCUUACUUACGAUGGAAAACGGGACAGAUGGGAUGGGUAUAAUGCGGAAUAUUAUUCACAUCUUGUCAUGAAAAGGUAUGAGAAAAAUGAUCUAAGUGUUGAUGAGGCAAAGGUUGAUGAAGCCAAGGUUGAUGAGAGCAAACAAAUGGACUUUGCCAAAGUUGAGAAGCGUGUGUGUACUACAGGCGGUGGGAGUACAGGAACUGUUAGGAACUUGCGUCUUCGAGAGGACACAGCUAAAUAUCUCUGGAAUCUUGAUGUCAAUUCUGCGCACUAUGAUCCAAAGACUAGGUCCAUGCGUGAAGAUCCUCUUCCAGAUGCCUAUCCAAAUGAGAAGUUCUAUGAGGGUGAUAACCAAUAUAGGAAUAGUGGCCAAGCUUUGGAAUACAAGGAAUUAAACAUGCAUACACUUGAAGCAUUUGAUAAGGGGCAAGAUGUUCACAUUCAAGCAGCUCCGUCCCAAGCUGAAUUUCUUUAUAAGAAUUUUAAGGUCAUGAAAGAGAAACUGAAGUCUCAAAUGAAGGAAACCAUUUUGGAGAAGUAUGGAAAUGCAGCUGAUUGGGACCAACUUCCAAGAGAACUUUUGCUAGGUCAAAGUGAGAGGCAAGUUGAGUAUGAUCGUGCUGGUAGAAUUAUUAAGGGACAGAAGGAUGCGUUUCCAAGGAGCAAGUAUGAAGAAGAUAUUUUGAUAAACAAUCACGCAACUGUUUGGGGCUCAUGGUGGAACAAUCACCAAUGGGGCUAUAAGUGCUGCAUGCAGACAAUGCAUAAUAGCUAUUGUACAGGCGCUGCUGGUAUUGAGGCUGCUGAGACUGCUAAUAUGAAGAACUUCAGGCGACACUUCAGGCGUCUCUGUCGUUGAAAAUCCAUGGCUUAUGUUGCUUUUUGGGCUUGUAGUCACUAGUAUUCCAUAGCUUUUGGUUAUGAAUUUCUUAGUGAAAGAAAUCUACUGCUUUCAAUAGAUUAGAAUUUUUGUAUUUUUCAUGAAAUUUACAUAUGUAAAAUGAAAGAAAUUUGAGCAAUACCACUUGGUAGU
Vicia villosa (hairy vetch) is the source of this 1602-nucleotide messenger RNA. RefSeq names its product pre-mRNA-splicing factor SLU7-A-like. The record is from RefSeq and is a predicted model, not a curated record. Bases 151 to 1428 code for a protein of 425 amino acids. Gene Ontology annotation, molecular function: pre-mRNA 3'-splice site binding. Gene Ontology annotation, biological process: mRNA splicing, via spliceosome. The transcript has 7 exons. Lineage: Eukaryota; Viridiplantae; Streptophyta; Magnoliopsida; Fabales; Fabaceae. Gene Ontology annotation, cellular component: spliceosomal complex.